UGCUUGGACAUGUGUAUUAAGGAAUCUCUAAGGUUGUAUCCUAGCGUACCACUUUUCGCCAGGACACUUGGAAAGGAUGUGAAGAUAGGAAAAUACGUAAUACCGGCUGGUUGUGGCGUAUUUAUAGCGCCAUAUUGUACACAUCGCUUACCUCAUCAUUUUCCUGAACCUCAUGAUUUUAAACCGGAGCGUUUUAGACUAGAAAAUUCCGAAGAAAGACAUCCUUACGCUUAUAUACCGUUCAGCGCAGGACCUCGCAAUUGCAUCGGAUAUAAAUUUGCUAUACUCGAGAUGAAAUCAAUCAUCAGCGCCAUUCUAAGGAAAUGUCGAUUAGAGCCAAUUCUUGGUAAGGAAAAAGUAGUAGCCAAAUUUCGAAUGACGAUCAGAGCACAUGGUGGACUUUGGGUUAAAGUGAGAGCGCGAUAAAUGAUAGGAAUCAGAACGAUUGGAUUAAUGAAUCAUUUUCAACUUUGAUGACCUUAUAUAGAAAAUAUGACAUCUUAAAGCUUAAUGAAAAUUUAAUAAAAAUAGGAAAUUGUAAUUCUGUUAUUUGUAUCUGACAUUAAAUGUAAACAAGAAAGUAUACAAAUAAAUAUAUUAAAAA
Molecule: messenger RNA, 604 nt
Organism: Pogonomyrmex barbatus (red harvester ant)
Lineage: Eukaryota; Metazoa; Arthropoda; Insecta; Hymenoptera; Formicidae
Gene: Cyp4aa1
Product: Probable cytochrome P450 4aa1
Molecular function (GO): heme binding; monooxygenase activity; iron ion binding
Source: RefSeq, a predicted model, not a curated record